Messenger RNA from Fulvia fulva, 426 nucleotides. RefSeq lists its product as uncharacterized. The transcript has a single exon. The record is from RefSeq and is a predicted model, not a curated record. NCBI's taxonomy places the organism in Eukaryota, Fungi, Ascomycota, Dothideomycetes, Mycosphaerellales, Mycosphaerellaceae. The coding region runs from base 1 to 426 and encodes 141 amino acids.
AUGCCGACGUCCGCGCCACCCAGCAGACUCAGAGAAGCAGGGAUGGAGAGACCCUUAGCCCAAAGACUUCGCAGCCGCUUCGUCGAACAGAACGGAGAAGUCUGCGUUGCAAAGGAUGUCAGUGGGCAUAUUGCCUGGCAGGCCCACGACGUUCCAUGCCGACCAGAGGGACUGUUGGUGACGCUGCAAGAAGGGUUCGUAGCGCUGAAGGAGGAGUUCAGGAAGGACGGGGGACUUGAUGAACGAGUUGAGAAGUGGAUGGAAGAGGUAGAGGAGCCGGUUGGCGACGAGGUCGAAAGCAGGGAAGCUGCUCAGCCUGAGACUACGGGAUCGACGGAAGAACAGCCACCGGGGGAAGAAGAAGCAGUGGCCGCCAAGACGUGCGAUGAUGUGGACAUGUCGUUCGCAAGCUGGACGAUGUGGUGA